AUGGAAAAAUUGCUCUGCGGCAUCCUGGUGUUUGGAAUGGCUGUCACAGUCAAUGCUUGUCCCAAAUACUGUGUCUGUCAGAACCUGUCUGAGUCACUGGGGACUUUGUGUCCCUCCAAGGGUCUCCUUUUUGUACCGCUGGACAUAGAUCGAAGGACUGUUGAACUCCGUCUUGGGGGCAACUUCAUUAUCAAUAUCAGCCGACAAGAUUUUGCCAAUAUGUCUGGACUUGUUGACCUUACUUUGUCCAGAAACACCAUUAGUUACAUCCAGCCCUACUCUUUCACUGACUUGGAGAGCCUUCGGUCUUUACAUCUGGACAGCAACAGGUUGCCUGAGAUUGAAGAGGAUACUUUGAGAGGUUUAAUUAACCUUCAGCAUUUGAUUUUAAACAACAACCAGCUAAGCAGCAUUUCUGAUGAUGCCUUUGAGGAUUUUUUACUGACAUUGGAAGACUUAGACCUGUCCUACAAUAACCUCCGAAGCAUUCCCUGGGAAUCUAUAAGAAAGAUGAUAAACUUGCACCAGCUUAGUUUGGAUCACAACCUAAUAGAUUACAUAACAGAGGGGACAUUUGCAGAUCUUCAGAAAUUGGCCAGAUUGGAUCUAACAUCCAACAGACUUCAGAAGCUCCCCCCUGACCCUAUAUUUGCUAGAUCACAAGUAAUCCCGUUGGUUGUUACCCCGUUUUCACCACCUCUGUCCCUUAGCUUUGGGGGAAAUCCACUUCAUUGCAACUGCGAGCUACUGUGGUUAAGGCGGCUUGACAGAGACGACGAUAUGGAAACCUGCGCUUCUCCUCCAAGUCUAAAGGGAAGGUACUUCUGGUACGUACGGGAAGAGGAAUUCGUUUGUGAGCCUCCUCUUAUUACACAGCAUACUCACAAGCUGCUGGUCUUGGAGGGGCAAACUGCCACGCUGAAGUGCAAAGCCAUUGGGGAUCCCACUCCCAUCAUUCACUGGGUGGCCCCCGAUGACCGUCUCAUCGGAAACUCCUCGAGGACGGCUGUCUAUGACAAUGGCACCUUAGAUAUACACAUCACCACCUCCAAGGACUACGGAACUUUCACAUGCAUAGCAGCCAACGCUGCAGGAGAGUCCACUGCAACAAUUGAGCUCUCAAUUGUCCAGCUCCCCCAUCUCAGCAAUGGCACAGGCAAAGCAGCUCCACCAAAAUCCAGGCUCUCGGACAUCACCAGCUCCACCAAGUCCAAUCGUGGUGAAACAAAAGGUCCCCCAGAAAGGGCUGUCCUGGUGUCAGAUGUGACCACUACCUCAGCUUUGGUCAAGUGGACAGUCAGCAAGUCGGCCCCUCGGGUAAAAAUGUAUCAGCUGCAGUAUAACUGCUCGGAUGAUGAAGUCCUGAUCUACAGGAUGAUACCAGCUACAAACAAGGCCUUUGUUGUAACCAACCUUGUUUCUGGAACAGGCUAUGACCUCUGUGUCCUGGCAAUGUGGGAUGACACGGCCACAACUCUUACUGCCACCAAUAUUGUGGGAUGCGCCCAGUUCUUCACCAAAGAAGACUACCCUCAGUGCCAGUCGAUGCACAGUCAGUUCCUGGGUGGGACCAUGAUUCUGAUCAUUGGAGGCAUCAUUGUGGCGACCCUGUUGGUGUUCAUCGUAAUUCUCAUGGUCCGCUAUAAGGUCUGCAACAAUUCCCAGGGCAAGAUGUCUAACGUCAGCAACGUCUACUCACAGACGAAUGGAGCACAACCAGUUCAGAACGGAGUCUUGCCCCAAGUCAAUCCCAAAGUGGUGGUGAGAAAUGAACUCAUGGAGUUUAACUGCCAGUCUGCGCGGAGCAGCAUCUCCUCUUCCUCCAGCUCCGCAAAUAGCCGUGACUGUGACAACUACAGCCUCCAAAGUGAACAGGGCACAUUGUCCAGUAAAUGGAGGCCUCCUUCCCGGUCAAAACACAAUAUUGACCGGCUAAUGGGAGCUUUUGCCUCCCUGGAACUGAAAUGUCAGAAAAAGGAGGAAAUGACAGACUCCAGAACUUCCACGGUGGCCCGCCACUCGGACAAAGAGCCACUGCUGGGCCAGUCAGAGUCCAAACUCCGCAGCUUCCUCAUGUUGCCUCUGGAGGGCAAAACUAAACGUAGCCAUUCUUUUGACAUGGGGGACUUUGCCACAUCUCAGUGUUGCACCUACCCAAAAAAGAUAACAAACAUUUGGACAAAGAGGAGCCUCUCGGUCAACGGCAUGCUUUUGCAGUAUGAUGACAAUGACCUAACGGGGGCCAAAGGGACUUUCGGGAGCUCAGAGUGGGUGAUGGAAAGCACGGUGUAA
This is a messenger RNA of Serinus canaria (Common canary), 2292 nucleotides long. RefSeq names its product leucine rich repeat and fibronectin type III domain containing 2 (gene LRFN2). The transcript is spliced from 2 exons. Lineage: Eukaryota; Metazoa; Chordata; Aves; Passeriformes; Fringillidae. Gene Ontology annotation, cellular component: cell surface; postsynaptic density membrane. Gene Ontology annotation, molecular function: protein binding. The record is from RefSeq and is a predicted model, not a curated record. The coding region runs from base 1 to 2292 and encodes 763 amino acids.